Rubroshorea leprosula is the source of this 2911-nucleotide messenger RNA. The record is from the annotation of a GenBank genome assembly. Lineage: Eukaryota; Viridiplantae; Streptophyta; Magnoliopsida; Malvales; Dipterocarpaceae.
CAAGCAAGAAGCAAAGAGUGCAACACCAAAGUGAGCAAAAAAAGAGGGCUCCGGGAAAAGAAAAGAAAAAAGGGGGUGAGAGCUAGGCAUUAAAAGCUUAGGUGUAAGAGUGCUCCAUAGAGAGAGUACAUUGAGUGAUAAAAUUGAAUUAUUUAUUCCGCGCGCCAAUUUUUUCCUAACAACUGGUAUCAAAGCCAGGCGUUGCUAAUAUUCACGUGAACAAUGGAGGUGAACCAGAGCAAAAUGAUCACGCUGAAUAGUUCAAACUAUCAGCUGUGGAAGGGGAAAAUGGAAGACCUUCUUUAUGUGAAGGAAUUUCAUGAGCCUGUCUUUUCAGAGCAAAAGCCAGACAGCAUGAAGGAUGAAGAAUGGAGACUACUCCAUAGGCGAGUGUGUGGAUUUAUCAGGCAAUGGAUUGAUGAUAGUGUGCUGAAUCAUAUCAAUGAUGAAACUAAUGCACGCACACUAUGGACAAAGCUAGACCAGCUUUUCCGGGCAAAGACUGGGCAGAAUAAAUUGUGCCAUAUAAAGCAAUUAAUGUACUCAAGGUACAAAGAUGGCACUCCCACAGCAGACCAUGUUAAUAAUUUCCUUGGCAUCAUCAAGGAGUUAGCCAAUCUCGGCAUAGAAUUUGAUGAUGAGGUGAAUGGUCUGAUUCUUCUCAAUACCUUGCCGGAAUCAUGGGAGAGUUUUAGAUCAACGACAAUCAACUCAUCUCCUGGUGGUCAAGUCACACUCGAAAUUGCCAAAAACAGGAUCUUUGAAGAGGAAAAGAGGAUGCGGGCACUAGGAGUCUUCUCGCAACCAGAUACUCAAGCUCUUGUCAUGGAGAAUAGAGGCAGGAGUAAAACCAGAGAACCCAGAGGACGAGGAGGCAGAUCCAGAUCAAAGUCCAAAAGUGGAGUGAAAUGCUAUCAUUGUGGCCAACUAGGCCACAUGAAAAGGAAUUGCUACUUGUUGAAAGGAAAAGACAAGAAAAAGGCUGAAGAUGGCAAUACAAUCGCUGUAGCAUCUACCAGUGGCGGUGACGUGACUCUACUAUGUGAUCGUGGGGAAUGCUGCCAUGUAGAAAACUCAGAUGCUGAGUGGAUAAUUGAUUCUAGUGCCUCUUAUCAUUGUGUUCCCAAAAGGGAAUAUUUUUCAACAUACAAAGCAGGAGACUUUGGCACCAUAAAAAUGGGAAACAAGAGUGUUUCUCAUAUUAUGGGAGUUGGUGAUAUCUGUGUCCAGACAAAUGUUGGAUGCACAUUAACAUUGAAAAAUGUGCGACAUGUUCCCGAUAUGCAUAUGAAUCUGUUGUCUGCAAAAGCACUGGAUGAAGAAGGAUACGCACACUACUUCGGGAAUGGCAACUGGAAACUCACCAAAGGAUCAAUGGUGGUGGCAAAAGGGAGAGCAUGUUGCUCAUUAUACAAGACACACAUGAAAAUGUGUGGAGGUGGACAUGUGAAUCCUUGUGAUGUUUGCCGAUUUGGAAAGCAACACCGAGUUUCUUUUCAAAAGAAUUUGACUUGGAAGGAGAACAAGCUAGACUUGGUCUACUCUGACGUUUGUGGUCCCCUAGAGGUAGAGUCGUUUGAUGGCAAUAAAUAUUUUGUUACCUUUAUUGAUGAUGCAACUCGGAAGACUUGGGUAUACUUGUUGCAGAAUAAAAGCCAAGUUUUCAAGUAUUUCCAACAUUACCAUGCUAUGGUGGAAAGGGAGACAGGGUUGAAGUUGAAAUGUCUUCGUACAGAUAAUGGAGGGGAGUACACCUCCAAAGAAUUCAGAGACUACUGUUUGAAGCAUGGCAUAAGGCAUGAAAAGACGGUUCCUGGCACUCCACAACACAACGGUGUUGUAGAACGGAUGAACCGUACCAUUGUGGAGAAAGUUCGAUGCAUGCUAAGAAUGGCAACUCUACCUAAGCCAUUCUGGGGUGAAGCAGUCAACACAGUAGUUUAUUUGAUCAACCGGUCACCUUCAGUUCCUUUGAAUUUUGAAAUCCCGGAGAAAGCUUGGACGGGAAAGGACGUUGGAUACUCUCACUUGAGAGUGUUCGGAUGCAAAGCAUUUAUGCACGUGCCAAAGGAACAGAGAUCAAAUCUGGAUGAUAAAGCCAUUCCAUGCAUUUUUGUUGGAUAUGGUGAUGAGGAGUUUGGCUAUAGACUAUGGGACCCAAAAAAGAAGAAAACCGUUAGAAGUAGAGAUGUCGUGUUUCAUGAACACGAGAAAAUUAAUGAUUUGAAGGAGGAAAAAGCUACAAGAAGCUCUGGAGAGGGUGUAGAAGAUCUAACACCGGCAAAAACUCCUUCAAGAAAAAUUUCAGAUGAAGAAGAGGUGCAAGCACCAGAAGAUGAGACAGAGGAGCCAACAAUUGAAGAAGAUGAAGCAAGUAUAGAUGGGGGAAAUGAUGAGCAGGAGGAGCAACCCCUGCCACAGGAGGAAGAACCUCAGUUGAGAAGGUCCACCAGAGAGCAGAAACCAUCUGCAAGAUACCCCAGUUCUGAUUACAUCUUGAUCACUGAAGAGGGGGAGCUGGAGAACUUCCAGGAGGUGCAGUCUCACCAAGACAAAGACUGCUGGAUGAAAGCCAUGAGAGAAGAAAUGAACUCCCUGCACAAGAACAAUACUUAUGAGCUUGUGGAACUUCCCAAAGGAAGAAAAACCCUGAAAAACAAGUGGGUAUUCAAGCUCAAGAAAGAUGGUGACAAGAUAGUCAGAUAUAAGGCUCGAUUGGUGGUAAAGGGCUUCAAUCAGAAAAAGGGGAUUGAUUUUGAUGAAAUAUUUUCCCCAGUGAUAAAGAUGAGCUUGAUUCGCGUUGUGCUUGGUCUAGUAGCAAGCAUGAAUCUUGAGCUUGAGCAGUUAGAUGUGAAAACUGCAUUUCUUCAUGGUGACUUGCAUGAGGAAAUUUAUAUGGAUCAGCCAGAAG